AUGGAGGGUGAAAAUCUGUGCAGUAAUAGUCCAUCUUCAGGGUCAAGAUGGAAUCCCACAAAAGAGCAAAUAAAUAUGCUUGAGGGUUUAUAUAUGAAGGGACUAAGGACUCCAAGUGCAGAACAGAUUCAGCAGAUUACUGAAAAGCUUAGGGUUUAUGGUCACAUUGAAGGGAAGAAUGUUUUCUAUUGGUUUCAGAAUCACAAGGCAAGACAAAGACAGAAGCAGAAACAGGAAAAUAUUGCUUAUUUAAAUCGCUUUCUUCACACUACCCCAGUGAUUCCUACAUACCAAAAUGUUGUUAAGGAUCUUGUAACAUUAUAUCUUGUUGUUCAUCUAUCAAUUGUUUUCUUCACACAACCUCAGUUUUCAGUUGUCCGCAGUCCAUAUUACGUACAACCGCCUCAGAGUGAUUUAGGGUUCAAUUCGCAGUACUCAAAGGUGCCUGUGCCACUACCCGGAGGAUUCAAUACCAGAAUAAUCCCAGAAAACAUUGGAAAAAACAAGGACAAAGUCAUUCAUCCCAGAAGCAGAAACGAGGAGUUUGAUGUCAUUUCCAACAAGAAGUGGUCUAAUCAAGAAACAUUGGAUUUAUUCCCAGUACACCCAACUGGCAUUUUACAAGCAAAAACAAGAAGCCCUAACAGUGCAGAGAAUUCCACUCCUAGUAGUCCAAUUCCUUCUGAGAAUAAUUGCAUUUUUGGGCAUCCAUUUUUUGAAUUUUUCUGUGGAAAUGGUCCUUGA
Molecule: messenger RNA, 744 nt
Organism: Olea europaea var. sylvestris
Lineage: Eukaryota; Viridiplantae; Streptophyta; Magnoliopsida; Lamiales; Oleaceae
Product: WUSCHEL-related homeobox 2-like
Exons: 3
Coding region: 1-744 (247 amino acids)
Biological process (GO): plant organ development
Molecular function (GO): DNA-binding transcription factor activity; DNA binding
Source: RefSeq, a predicted model, not a curated record